Molecule: messenger RNA, 507 nt
Organism: Pistacia vera
Lineage: Eukaryota; Viridiplantae; Streptophyta; Magnoliopsida; Sapindales; Anacardiaceae
Product: probable glutathione S-transferase
Exons: 2
Coding region: 1-507 (168 amino acids)
Biological process (GO): glutathione metabolic process
Cellular component (GO): cytoplasm
Molecular function (GO): glutathione transferase activity
Source: RefSeq, a predicted model, not a curated record
AUGGCUGAAGUGAAGCUUCAUGGGACGUGGUCUAGUCCAUAUAGUUACAGAGUGAUCUGGGCUCUCAAGCUAAAGGGCACACCUUUUGAUUAUGUAGAAGAAGAUCUAGCCUACAAAAGCUCAUUGCUUCUGCAGUAUAAUCCAGUUCACAAGAAGAUCCCAGUUCUCGUUCAUGGUGGAAAACCAAUUUGCGAGUCCAUGGUCAUCAUUGAAUACAUCGACGAGAAGUGGCCAGAGAAUCCCUUGCUGCCAACUGAUCCUUAUGAUAGAGCCGUGGCUCGUUUCUGGAUUCGAUUUUUAGAAGACAAGGGUCUUGUUCUCCGGAAAUUGUUAUUUUCAAGUGGGGAAGAACAUGAGAAAGCUAAGAAAGAAAUCUUGGAAAUGCUAGAAAUAGUUGAAGAACAUGGCUUAUUAGGAGAAAAUGAAUUCUUCAAUGGAGAAAAGAUUGGCGCAGUGGACAUAGCAUUUGGUUCGAUUAUUUAUUGGUUGGAUACUGUUGAUGCGUGA